GAGAGAUGGUGGAUAUUAUUGGCUCCUGGCAAGGGAACACCAGUGUUAUAUCUAACAGGAGAAACAAGUAAAAACAGGCUUCAGUUAGGCAGGCUUGAGCCCUUUAUUGCAGAAUGGAUUCAAUCAUUUCUGUCGCUGGAUCCUACAUUGACUGGGAUGUCAAAAGUCUGCUGCUCUUCACUGCAAUUUUCAUCCUCACGGCAGAUUAUAUUAGGAGCCGUCGGCCCCACAGCUUCCCUCCAGGACCUCGGGCAUUUCCUAUUGUGGGCAACAUAUUCACUGUGGAUUACAACAGGGCCCAUGAGAGUAUGACACAGUUAGCAGGGAAAUAUGGAGACGUAUACAGCCUGCGAAUGGGCCAAGAAUGGAUGGUGGUGUUAAACGGCUUUGAGGCUGUGAAAGAAGCUCUGGUUAAUCAGGGAGACAGCGUGGUGGACCGUCCAUACCUCCCUCUGCAGUGGGACGUGGGUCUAGGUAUAGUGUUCAGCAGUGGGAGCACAUGGACACAGCAGAGGCGUUAUGCACUUUCAACCCUCAAAUAUUUUGGAUUAGGCAAGAAGUCACUUGAACCUGUCAUCUUGGAUGAAUUUACAUAUUGUGCAAAAGACCUUAUCGGCUAUAAAGGUAAACCAUUUGAUCCCCAACACAUCAUCAACAACGCUGUCUCCAACAUCAUCUGCUCCCUGGUUUUUGGUCAUCGCUUUGAGUACGGUGAUGAGAAGUUUGUGAAUCUGAUUAAGUGGUUUGGCAAAGCUCUCCAGCUUCAAGCCUCCAUCUGGGCACAGCUUCACAACUCAUUCCCUCUGCUGAUGAGACGUUUGCCAGGGCCACAUCAGACAGUCCUGCACAUCUGGAACAAUGUGAAGGACUUCAUAAGAGUACAGAUUAAGGAGCACAGACAGAACUGGGAUCCCUCAGACCAAAAAGACUUCAUUGACUGCUACCUGAAUGAGAUUGAAAUGAAUAAGGGGCAGGCUGACAGCACUUUUGAUGAGACAAUCCUGGUUCAUUGUCUCUUGGACUUGUUUGUGGCUGGCUCUGAGACCACAGCCACCACCCUGCGCUGGGCUUUCCUCUACAUGGCAAAGUACCCUGAGAUCCAGGCAAAGGUCCAGGCUGAGAUAGACAGAGUGAUUGGACAGUCCAGACAGCCGUCCAUGGAGGAUCGUGUAAACCUGCCCUACACUGAUGCUGUACUCCAUGAGGUCCAGAGGAUGGGCAACAUAGUUCCUCUCAGCCUGCCUCAUGCUACCAACAGGGACAUCCAGCUGGGAGGAUACACAAUCCCAAAGGGAGUUAUAAUAAUCCCCAAUCUGACCUCGGUGCUGUUUGACAAGAAAGAGUGGAAGACGCCCAACACCUUCAACCCAGGACACUUUCUGAACGAGGAGGGCAAGUUUGUGAAGCGAGCUGCUUUCAUCCCUUUCUCUGCUGGUAAGCGGGUGUGUCUCGGAGAGAACCUAGCUAGGAUGGAGCUUUUCCUGUUCUUCACCUCCUUCAUGCAGCACUUCACCUUCUCCAUGCCUGCUGGGGUGAAGCCUGCGAUGGACUAUUGCUUUGGCAUGACUCUGGCACCAUGUCCAUAUGAAAUUUGCGCAAUCUCACGCUAAGAGUAGCUCUGACAUGACAAAUACUCACUUUGACAGCGUCAAGUGAAUAUAUCAAACUGAUAUCUGCCUUCAAUUAUAGAUCACACUGAUUUUAAGGCAAAUUAAGCUUAGUCUGGCUCAAUUGUUUAAUUUUUUUUUUAAAUAAUUUCUCAUUUUUUCAAAGUUGACAUGAGUCAUGUUGUCUCUCCUUGUUGAUUUCUGUUUUCUGUGAUAUACUUCAAAAAUGCAAUUGAUGUUGCAAUUUGGAUUUCUACCACUCGUCUAAGGGCAUGUUGAGGUCAAUAUCUUAAGAAACAUAACUUUUUAUUUUAUAUCAUCUAUAAGACUCAUAAAAGGUAUACUAUGCAGGGUACUAACGAACAGUGUAUAGACUUAUACAUAGUCUGGGCAUCUGAGAAGUUAAAUUUCUCUUUGUUGGAACUGCUAACAACUCAUUGACAUCUGAAAUGGUGUCUCAACUAGUCACUGCUUUUUGCAAGCAGCCAAAAGCCCAAAACAUUGGUAGCUAUUGAUUGAAUCUAAACCGCUUUAUAUUUCAUAGGCUUAUAUCUUAAUGUGUAAACCAACUACUAUUAGAAUAAACCAUUCAACAGUAUGUCGGAGAAGAUUCUCAGUCAUCCAGGUCAUGGUAAUCUUAAGUGCUAAUAUCGUAGGCAACUGGACUUGCUUGCGUUUCUUGAAGACCUUUCACCUCUCAUCCAAGAAGCGUAUUCAGUUCUAAAUGACUGGUACGAAGUUGCAGGCUAUAAACCCUGUGUGGGUGAGAAUCCUUGCAGUCGUAGGGGUCAUGUGAGCUCUUAGUUUCAGAGUCGUUAAGGUCACAAUGUGAGUCGUUGACCCACCUGGCCACCAUGUGAGUCGCAUGCAACUUCGUACCAGUCAUUUAGAACUGAAAGAGGUUCUUGGAUGAGAGGCGAAACGUUUUCAAGAAAUGCAAGCAAGUCCAGUUGUCUACAAUAUUAGCACUUACAAACAUUCAAUAGUAUCUUAAACAACUACAACUGAUAAAUGAUAUUUGCAGUUUAAUGCAACAAUAAUAACAAUCCUACAAUAAAAUACACUAACACCCACAA
This is a messenger RNA of Epinephelus lanceolatus (giant grouper), 2683 nucleotides long. Its product is annotated as cytochrome P450 2J4-like. Gene Ontology annotation, molecular function: heme binding; iron ion binding; oxidoreductase activity, acting on paired donors, with incorporation or reduction of molecular oxygen, reduced flavin or flavoprotein as one donor, and incorporation of one atom of oxygen. Gene Ontology annotation, biological process: xenobiotic metabolic process. The record is from RefSeq and is a predicted model, not a curated record. Lineage: Eukaryota; Metazoa; Chordata; Actinopteri; Perciformes; Serranidae. Gene Ontology annotation, cellular component: intracellular membrane-bounded organelle; cytoplasm.